Molecule: messenger RNA, 867 nt
Organism: Melampsora larici-populina 98AG31
Lineage: Eukaryota; Fungi; Basidiomycota; Pucciniomycetes; Pucciniales; Melampsoraceae
Exons: 2
Coding region: 1-867 (288 amino acids)
Source: RefSeq, a predicted model, not a curated record
AUGUUUGGGCCAAUUUUAUACAUCGAGAUGACCAACAAAUCAAAGAAGAAGAACUCUCCAACGGGUCGAAUGUCUACCGGGACUUCUCCGAGCGACCUGAAGCCAGGUCCUAAUCAACCACAAGCUGCUAGUCUACCAUUGCACCACCCCCCUCUACCUACCGGUCCACCGCCUCCCCAACCACCUCUUCAAAAUCCUACUGAGCCGCUCAACGCUACCUACUUCAAGAUCCAAACGCUACCGGACAUCUUACAUUCAUUCCUUGAUCACGAUUAUGAAGAAAAGAAGGAAUCUUACAAGAAUAUAGACUACUACCGAAUUUUGUCACACUUCAAUCCGGCAACAUUGUCUCGUCCAAACCACAGGAAGGAUAAGUUGAUAGCAGACUUUAUCAAGAAUGUUCUACCUCUCAUCAAGCCAUACCAACUACCUCCACCUCCGUUACCAAUGCAGACUGAACAAUCGACUCGAAAGGACUUCAAUCCACUUUCUAAAAGGGCUAAACGAGAAGAUCUUAUGAGUGUUAUUUGGGACUCAGAUUCAUCAGUUGUUAUACCCAAGGCAGCAACUAGUAAUGGCCUACUUUAUUUGUAUAAAGAGCAUGUCAACAAAGAUCUCCAGAUCCCUGGCGAUACCCCAUUCAUCAAACCUCCCAAUGUCGUUCGACGCGCGGAAGUCAAAACUCUUCUCAUGGAAGAGCUUCGACUAACCUUACAAGAUCAGGCUCCCCACGUCUUCAUUCACUCGAUCCCGAUGAGUCACACCGUUCUUGUCAACCUCUACAUUAAAUUUGUUCUUGAUGAAACAGUUCCACCUGGGCUCUUGGUCCGUGGGUUUCAUUACUCGCUUUUGCGCGAAAAUGCCUGA